UGCUCGUUUUUCUUGACGACUGAAAGCUCAGUCUUAGUAGAUCGGUGUUUGUGUUUGGUUGUAAGUUGUUUGAAAAAAGUCUGAUAUGUUUGAGGCGGAUAUUGCUUCUAGGCAUUAAAGCCAUUUAAAAAGAAAAGAAGAUUUCAGCAUAAAUAUAAAAGAUUAACUCGUCUUCGUAAAUUCAAAAGCUUGAAAAAUGACAAUAAUCGUCUUCCUUGUUGAUACAUCGGCUUCUAUGAAUCAACGUGCCUAUCUAGGAGGGCGUCCUUCACUGCUGGACGUGGCGAAGGGUGCUGUUGAGACUUUCGUAAAAAUCAGGCAAAGGUCUCCAGAAAGUCGUGGUGAUAGGUACAUGCUUCUCACUUUUGAAGAACCUCCUUUCAAUAUUAAGGCUGGCUGGAAGGAAAAUUUGGGAACAUUUAUGAAUGAAUUGAAGAAUCUUCAAGCAACUGGACUAUCAACACUGGGGGUUGCACUAAAAAGUGCAUUUGACCUUUUAAAUGUCAAUCGAAUGCAAACAGGCAUUGACAUGUAUGGUCAAGGAAGGCAUCCUUUUUUUCUAGAGCCUGCUGUUAUAGUAGCAAUAACUGAUGGUGGAAAGCUAGCCUACAAUGGAGGAAUCCACGAAGAGUUGAAUUUGCCAAUGAACAACAACAUUCCUGGUGCUGAAUUGACACGUGAGCCGUUUCGUUGGGACCAGCGACUGUUUAGCUUAGUGUUAAGACUUACUGGAACUCCUCCUCUUGAAAGAGAUCCUAUGGGAUUGGUGCCUAGUGAUGGUUCUCCUAUUGAUACAAUGUGUGAAGUGACAGGAGGACGUUCGUAUGCCAUAACCUCGCAUCGUAUGCUAAUGCAGUGUGUUGAUAGCUUGGUUCAAAAGAUUCAAAGUGGCGUAGUUAUAUAUUUCGAAAAAAUUGGACCCGAUCCUCCACUUUUAGCAGAAGGAAAAGGAGAUUGUUCAAGUAGUGAAGUUUUGCUUGAUGACGAUAGUAAAGCCGUGUUUGCAGGAUCAUCCUGGCAGGUUUGUAGAAGAAUGAUAUAUGUCCCACGUUCAGCUCAAAAAGGUUUUGCUGUUGGAUUUUGGCCUAUUCCCGAGGCCUUUUGGCCAGAUGUGAAUGCUCCCUCACUGUCUCCUCGAACUGCUCAUCCCGUUGUCCAGUUUACAUGCACUAAUCAAGAACCUAUGAUAAUUGAAAAUCUUCCGUUCGACAAGUAUGAAGUGGAACCUUGUCCAUUAACUCAAUACAUUCUAUCAAGAAAGCAGGCGUCCACGUGUUGGCAGGUAUUUGUUCCCAACAGCUACAGGAGUUCUGAGUCUGGACAUCCAUUUGGAUAUCUUAAAGCAAGCACAAAUCUUCAAUCGGUGAAUCUUUUUGUGAUGCCUUAUAAUUAUCCUGCAUUACUCCCACUUUUGGACGAACUUUUCCGAGUGCAUCGUUUGAGACCAACAGCUGAAUGGCGAGGGCAUUUCGCAAACUACCUGCGAACUAUGCCACCUUAUUAUGCCGCACCACUGCGACGUGCUUUGACCAGGAUGGGUGCCCCUAAUUUAGCCUCUACAUUGAUACCUGAAUCAUUGGACAAUAAUCUGAGUUAUAGCAUAGUUAAUUAUUUGAAAAGGUUGAAACAUCAGGCUAAGGUUGAAUUUGACAGAGUUUGUUCCGAAGUUGGAAGAACUCGGCAGGUCGUUGUUGAUUCUAUUAAGGUCAUUCCAAGAUCUGCGUUUCGUAAAGACUUUAUUACCAAUCCCAACCUUAUUGACAAAUUUCUGAAUUUACGUGAGCAGAUGAAUGAAUUUCCUGGUUUUGCUUUAGCUUUGAAAGAACGAGAAAUGCGAGCUCAAAAUCUUCGUAAUCCUUUUGAUAUUCCUCGAUCCACGCUUCUGGAUCAAGUUGCCAGAAUGAGGGCGAACUUUUUGCAACCUUCUCUAGCUCACACAAAAUUGCAAGACGAAGAUGAUGUACACAGUAUGCCUGUUGGUCAGAUGGGAAAUUAUCAGGAAUAUUUGAAGCGAAUAGCCCCUCCUUUGAGAGAGAUAGAAUCGACACCAGUUAGACAACAUAUGUUUGGAAACCCCUUCAAAAUUGACAAGCGGAUGAUGGUGGAUGAAGCUGAUAUUGACCUAGUUGGUGGCAGUUCUGCACAAAGUGGUGGACGAGGAGCCAAGCGUCCUUCUGAAUCUCCUAAUCCGAUUCCUUUUAGGCCGUCCAAACGGAAAGCUGGUCCAUUGCCUCGUGAUUUGUAUAUUCGACGACCGUUCUCACCGUUGUCUUCGGCGUCUCCUUCACCGCCGCCUUCUCCUAUUCCAAUGUUGCUUGGAGACAUGGAAAUCAGACCUGAUAGUCCUUUGCCUAGUGUUAAUUCUCCUGUAUUCUCUUCGCCAACGAUUGGGCAUGUAGACAGCGAAGAUGAAUCUGAUUCACUAGUCAUAGCUGAUUAUAGUAUUGAUCCACCGGCUGAGACAUCUCUUCUAAAUGGAACUUCAAAGUGCACGCUUAUGGAAGAUCCUCCAAUUGAUAAUCCGAUAGUUACGCCUUUUCCACUCCAAACUUUGACUGAAAAUGGUACAAUAGGGAGUCCUGACACUCUUGCUUCUACCAUGACCAAUCAUCUUGUUAAUGGUGAUAUUAAAGACGUAUACGGAAACCACGAGAAUAGCAGUUACAGUUUUCUUAAUUGCACCGGCGUUGGCGACAAACUGUCUCUUAAUGGAAAUUUACGACGCUCCGAAAUUCAAGAAAUACAACAACAUAAUCUUCAAGUCAAAUCUGCUGCAUGUCGAGCAAUUAAACGACCUGGCAGGAAUUUUAGUGGCGUUUUCAAUGAACUUUCCCGUCUUAAAGGGUCGUUGGACUUACGCAAAUCUGUAGUCAUGGAUGUUAUCAGCGAAUGUCUCAGAUUUAAGCGUCGUAUUUUGGCUGAUCUUGUUAGGCAAUUUCUUAACAGCCUUGGAAGAGACCCAGAAGUUUUAUAAUGUGUAAUUUUUUGUGAAACUAUUGCUCUCAAGAUGUAGGCUUGAAAUUCAAAACAGAAUCAUUAAGCUGUUAAAACAAAAAUGAUGUGCCCAGUUUUAGUAUUUAUUUCAUUUAUCUUCCAUGAACAAGUUGAUAUUGUGAUGUACUUGUAAGCAUGUAAGCACACCAAUGAGUGAUACUGGAGCGUUCCUUCGUGUGAUUUAAAAAAAAAAAUUUAAGUAAAAUUUGGUAA
Messenger RNA from Daphnia pulicaria, 3207 nucleotides. RefSeq names its product integrator complex subunit 6-like. The record is from RefSeq and is a predicted model, not a curated record. The transcript is spliced from 13 exons. Gene Ontology annotation, cellular component: integrator complex. NCBI's taxonomy places the organism in Eukaryota, Metazoa, Arthropoda, Branchiopoda, Diplostraca, Daphniidae. Gene Ontology annotation, biological process: snRNA 3'-end processing. Bases 197 to 2974 code for a protein of 925 amino acids.